Messenger RNA from Rasamsonia emersonii CBS 393.64, 1440 nucleotides. Its product is annotated as Cystathionine beta-lyase. Gene Ontology annotation, cellular component: cytoplasm. Gene Ontology annotation, molecular function: carbon-sulfur lyase activity; pyridoxal phosphate binding. Lineage: Eukaryota; Fungi; Ascomycota; Eurotiomycetes; Eurotiales; Trichocomaceae. The coding region runs from base 1 to 1440 and encodes 479 amino acids. The record is from RefSeq and is a predicted model, not a curated record. Gene Ontology annotation, biological process: transsulfuration. The transcript is spliced from 4 exons.
AUGCCUGGUAGCAGUUUCCCAGGAAAGCAAUGCUAUCCUGCGGUCGAGAGCAGAGAUAAGAUAGCAGACCCGAGGAAGGAACGACCCGAACGCGCUAACGGGCAGCCGCGGGGUGUCGGCCGGACUCCGAUCACUGAACAGUCUAAUAAUACCAGCGCCGACGACAAUGGUCAAGCCAACUCGACAAGACAAUUUCUCGAUAUCUCAUCACUCUCCCCCUCCACGCAAGCGAUCCACGCUGAUGAUCCGCUGAAUGUCGUCGACGAUGUCGCUCCUCCGAUCCAUGUCACCACCACCUUCCGCUACCCCAGGGAACCAGAGCGACUGCGCCUGUACCAUGAACGGUCGUACCCCAUUUUCGAGCCCACGGAGCACUGCUACUCGCGCCAGUCCACCCAUGGCACAUCGCGGCUGGAGGCCGUCCUGUCGACCCUGCUGAAGAACCCCUGCGUGACAUACACCUCCGGUCUCGCCGCGUUUCAUGCCUUGGUCACUCUGCUCAACCCCAAGAAGGUCUCAAUCGGAGCAGGAUACCACGGUAUCCACGGCACACUGAAGCUCCAUCAGAGACCGACAGACUGCAAGAUCCUCCCGCUGAACUGUGAUCUCAACGAGCUGUGUGAAGGUGAUCUCAUCCACUUGGAAACACCCGUCAACCCUACCGGCCGCGCACUCAAUAUACAGUACUAUGCUGAUCGCGCGCAUUCGAGGGGCGCCUAUCUGUCUGUGGAUUCGACCUUUGCGCCGCCUCCUCUGCAGGAUCCCUUCCAGCAUGGAGCCGAUUUCGUGCUGCAUUCGGGCACCAAAUACAUUGGCGGCCAUUCGGAUCUCCUGUGCGGCGUUCUCGCGGUGAAACAGACCGAGUGGCUGCAGAAAUUGCUCGAUGACCGUCUGUUCUGGGUUCAGUCAUGGGUGAGCGAGUCCGCACAACGCAUCGUGACUGCAUUGAACGAUGCCGUGACUGGGAAACAAAACUCGAGCCUUUCUUCCGCAGACGCGGAAAUCGUCCGGACCGUGGUCAAGGAGGUGCACCACGCCAGUCUGCAGACGGAGGAUAGUCAAACAUGGCUGAAGAAGCAGAUGCCCAACGGGUACGGACCUGUGUUCUCCAUCGUCCUCCGCACUCCCGCGCUGGCGAAGCAGCUACCGAGCAAGCUGCAUUUGUUCCACCACGCGACCAGCCUGGGCGGAGUCGAGAGCUUGAUCGAAUGGCGGACCAUGACGGACGCGACAGUGGAUAAGGAUCUGUUGCGGAUCAGCGUCGGCGUUGAGGACCCGAAGGACCUUCUGGGCGACCUGGUUCAGGGAUUCAGAGCUGUCAACAAUCGAUUGGUUUUCUUCGAGGGGAUGCGAGUGUCCUCUGUGGCAAAGGCGUUCUAUCUACCAAAUUCGAGCAAAUACAGCGAGGAACACAUAGAUAACGACUACCUAGAUAUAUAG